UGCAUUUGAAUUUCGUUUUACGAUGUUGAAAAAAAUGUCUUGAUUAAAGCAAUUGAUUAAAAUAUAUUUAUUUAUUUUGUGGAAUAACAGGCGAUAUGUUAAGAAUUUAGUUGUUUUGAAAGCAUAGUGUGAACAUUUUGGAAUAUACUAUACCAGUCAUUGAAAUAUAUGUUACAGAUAUAUGUGAUUCAUUAAAAGAAAAAAAAAGAAGCAAGAUAAGAAUAAAUAUUGAAUGUAUGUGUUAUAGUUUACGGAUUUCAACACGACAUGUUUACAAUGAAUUGCAACCAACAGCUGAAUUGUAUAAGUCAUUAUGUUACCAAAUUUAAUUGCGUGUCUCUGUAACAAAGAUUGUUAUUAUUAGAAUUUUGUUAAUGCAACACCGUCAAUCAUUUGAUGGAUAACACCCACUCGUCGAUAACUUUACGUUUAAAGAGACUUAUUUACAGAUUGACACAAUUUAAACAUAUUAUUAAAUACAUUAAAGAACUUAACUGUAAUACGUGGGAUAUUAAGCGUCAUGAGAAUUCCACGGAACAUAAUACAAUAAAAGAAAAAUGUGCUUGCCCCGAUGAUUGAACUCGGUGCAUUAGAAUCGAAAGUAAACGCGCAACAACUUUACCAUGCAGGUUUCGUAUUAAGUUUAACUUUCGCCGGAUAUGACGUGUGUGACGUUAAGGGAACGCUUAGAGGGAUCAACCAGUUAUCCACUGGUAACGAAAGUUGAAUCCAAAAAAGCCUCGAGGAACAGGAGUGUAUCAGAUGGCGAAACAAACACGAGCAAUGGCGGGCAACAGUUGCUGUCCGAGUCCUGCGCGCGUUCUGUUCAAUAUUUUGCGGCAUCUGCGCUCGUUGCUAUGGUAGCGUUCCUCUGGGUCGCGGACGGAAUGGAGGUUAACAUGACUGCGGUCACAUACGUGCAUCUGCUCAGCUUUGCCGCUCACUUCGGUGCCCAGUGUUGGGUCACAUUCGUGGCAGGAAUUACAAUGUUCUUCACGCUACCGCGUAACAUGUUUGGUUGUCUGCAAUCUCGUCUGUUCCCGUUGUACUUUGCAACGUCUUUGGCGCUAUCAAUUGUUGCCAUGGUGACGUUUCUGUUGCGUCAUCCGUACAUCUUGUUGACAUCAGUAGAUCAUAGACAGCUUAUUCUACUCGGCGUUUGUGUGGGGUGUUCGUUCGUGAACAGCUUCUUUCUGGCGCCCAAGCUCGUCGCCUCGAUGAUCCACAUGUUCGAGCUUGAGAAGGCUCUCGGUGUGGCGUCCGUGGUCGGCUAUUGUGACCGGAAGGAGUUAAAGAAAGAUCCGGUCUACAGCCGCCACUACAAGACAUUCCGUAUAAGCCACAGCGUUUCAGGUCUUGGAAACCUCGCCACUCUGUCGUGCAAUCUUCUAUACAUGUACCAGAUAGCCUGCAACUAUUUAGAAUUGCAGAGAAGACCUUUAUGUGAUAUAUGACAUCGAUGCUUAAAAACCGUUUAAAAAACAUAUAAAGUACGAUUUAUUUUUUUAACAAGAUUGUGAUCAUGUUCUUCAGGACGUGAAACUAUCAAACAGGGUGACACAUGUUUUAUCACAUUUUCAACGCGACAUUGACGGUAUAACACCUUAUGGAAUAAACUAGCCUGUAUUCAACACUCUGGGAUAUACCUGUCACGUGCACGGACUACUUUUUACUUUAUAACUGAAUAAUUUUUUUAUAAUUAAAAAAGUCGAGAAAACUUUAGCUUCAAAAUUAUACGACGUUCAACCUUUAAAUCUAGUCAUAUGACAUAAUUUUUCGCCAUCCGUAUAAUGAAUCAGCUGAUUGAUGGCGUCAUAAAAUGACACUUUUUGCGUCAUUUUCAAAAAAAAAUGACGAUUUAUUAUAAACGCGACUUAUUUCACAUGUACAUGUACUGUAUAUCGACAUACGGUAUUUGAAUUGUCAAUUAAUCACAUUUUCCUUAUUUUGUGUAAUGUGCAUUGUUUAUAAUCCAUGCAUAUACUUUUGACAUUUAAGAAUGUACAACAAGCCGUACAAAUAUCGCGCAAUUCAUAAACAAGAUGUGUUUCUGAAACACAAUGUCCCCCUAUAUGAUAUUUGACCUUGUAGGAUGACCUUGACAUUGUGAAGGAUGACCUUGACCUUGACCUUUCACCACUCAAAAUGUGCAGCUCCAUGAGAUACACAUGCAUGCCAAAUAUCAAGUUGCUAUCUUUAAUAUUGCAAAAUUAUUCAUAAAAUAAGCGAUUUGGGCCACAUAUAUUUGACCUCUGACCUUGAAGGAUGACCUUGACCUUUACCUUUAACCACUCAAAAUGUGCAGCUCCAUGAGAUGCACAUGCAUGCCAAAUAUCAAGUUGCUAUCUUUAAUAUUGCAAAAGUAUUCAUAAAAUGAGCGAUUUUGGCCACAUAUAUUUGACCUCUGACCUUGAAGGAUGGCCUUGACCUUGACCUUUCACCACUCAAAAUGUGCAGCUUCAUGAGAUACACAUGCAUGCCAAAUAUGAAGAUGCUAUCUUCAAUAUAGCAAAAGUUAUUGCAAAAUGUUAAAGUUGGCGCAAACAGACAGACCAACAGACAGACCAA
Molecule: messenger RNA, 2568 nt
Organism: Dreissena polymorpha
Lineage: Eukaryota; Metazoa; Mollusca; Bivalvia; Myida; Dreissenidae
Product: transmembrane protein 205-like
Exons: 5
Coding region: 660-1454 (264 amino acids)
Source: RefSeq, a predicted model, not a curated record